Molecule: messenger RNA, 2813 nt
Organism: Brienomyrus brachyistius
Lineage: Eukaryota; Metazoa; Chordata; Actinopteri; Osteoglossiformes; Mormyridae
Product: regulator of G-protein signaling 20-like
Exons: 5
Coding region: 116-895 (259 amino acids)
Source: RefSeq, a predicted model, not a curated record
GGUGAGCGGAUGUAGCAGGUGAAGGGCAGGCAGCCCCUCCAAAGCACCCCAUGGAGCAGAUGGGGGGUGGCAGCACUGGGCAGCACCCCCACGAACCUCCUCGACCCCUCCCUUGAUGUGGCGUUGGCCACUGGUCCAGUUUGGAGCCUGCUGCCAUGGCAACCAUUGCCGGACACCAGGGGGCUCUGAUGAAGACCUCGGCGAGAAUGUGGAGGAGCUGGUCUCAUGCCAGCCAAUGGGAUCGGAGCGGAUGGAGAUGCGCAAGCGGCAGCGGAUGGUGCAGCACGGCGCGGCCGAUGACGGCUGGACUCAGCGGGGCUUGGGGAGCCCCGCCUCCAACGCCUGCUGCUUCUGCUGGUGCUGCUGCUGCAGCUGUUCGUGUCUUACAGCUAAGAAUGAAGAGGGGGAUGGCAGAAGCUGCGGGACGGCGCACGACGCCAAGACCGAGGGCAGCGCCGACUGCGAGGACAGCCCAAAGCCCACUCUGGAGGAGGUUCAGUCCUGGGGGCAAUCCUUCGACAGGCUCAUGAAGUGUCCCAUGGGGAGGAAGGCUUUCCGGGAGUUUCUGCGGACGGAGUUCAGCGAGGAGAACAUGCUCUUCUGGCUGGCCUGCGAGGACUUGAAGCAUGAGACCGGCAAGGUGGCCAUCGAGGAGAACGCCAGGCUCAUCUAUGAAGAUUACAUCUCUAUCCUCUCACCCAAGGAGGUGAGUCUUGACUCCCGGGUUCGAGAGGCGAUCAACAGAAACAUGCUGGAACCCACCUCGCACACCUUCGACGACGCCCAGCUCCAGAUUUACACGCUGAUGCAGAGAGACUCCUACCCUCGCUACAUGAACUCCUCUGUCUACAAAAACCUGCUGCAGACCCUAUCAGAGCAGUGCCCAGAGUCGUAGUUCCAACAUUUUCCCAAACUCCACUUUGUCUGCGUCUCGAACCCAGUCCCUGUUCACUCAAACCGCCAUACUGCUGUCCCAACUUCAAAAAAGGGAAAUAUCAGUAGAAAUUUGCCUAUUUUUGUUUAUUUUUAUAAGAGUUCGGGAGCAUGGUAGUAUUACAUUUAUUUACAGGACUUUCGUCCAAAGUGACGUAACAAGUGUGGAUCAGAGAGCACAGUUAGAAAGUGUUCCUGGAGCAUUUGGGGAUAAGGGCCUUUCUCAAGGGCUAGUUGUUAUGGUUACGCUACCAGCUAUGGGAUUUCAACCCAUACCUUUUCAGAAAUGGGCAUAAAUGCGUAACCGACUAAGCUGCAAGCAACUCCAGAGACACGGGUAGAGGUUGGGUUCACGGAAACAUACGUCAGCAGACCCGUCGGGGCGAUCCAAAUGGAGCACGGUGUGGUGUUUUGAUUGAGUCAGAUCUUUAAGUGACGCCCCAUAGGCCCGGUUGCCCUGCUGGGGGGUUUGCACCUGCAGUGCUGCAGCCGCUAUUCCUCCACCUUGGACCUCAGCCUCUCCAAAACCCGAGCGAAGAUCAUUCCCAUGCGCGUCACUGGACACUCCAAAGGAAAUUCACCAUGUUUGAUUUUUUUUUCAUUCGAUUCUUCUGUUUUUGUAUUAUUAUUUUGUAGAGGACGAAAGCUACCAGAAUACUAUACUUCUCAAAUCUGUCAAACAAAUGGGGAUUUACCUUUCAGAAAAUAAUGUAAUCUGGUGUGGAGGGCAGGACGGCGAAGAAUUCCUGUCUGUAAAGAUGGAGAGUGACAGGCUGGUUCAGGUGUUCAUGCUCUACCAAGGAGGCAGCCAAACUGGGUCUUCUAUUUGCUUGCUCAUUUGUCUAUUUCUUUGUUUGUUUGUUUGCCUGUUUGUCUGUCUGUCUGUUUGUUUGUUUGUUUGGUUCCUUUAGAUUUUUUUUGAUGUAUUCACUUCAUCGUUCAGCACCCAUUACAAACAUUUGUGGCAGCUCCAAAUUUCCAAAACCUUCUUUUGCGCGUAAAUCCCAUGACCCUGUGCUUGGCUGGCUGGCUGGAUGAAUAAACUAAGACAAUUAAAUCGCUCACGUUUAUCAAGCACCCAGUGAAUAAGAAUAAUUAUUUAACUGGGUAAAAUAAAAACGGCGAUUCGAGCUGAGUUUUUCGUUUCUGUAAAUUCAUGUGUCUUCAUGGCAUUUCUGAUGCUACUACUAAUCAUAAACGGACACAAACGGGCAUCACUGUCUUCACAAGAACCUCAGCCCUAACAUACCACGAGAUACAGUUGGACGGAUGGCCCCCACCUCCACCCCUCCCCCUCCUUCAUAUUCGUAUGGCAUUUUUGGUCUUGCGGCCAUCUAUUUGAAAAAAAAAACACCAAAGUCUGAACUUCAUUUCAGCCCGUAGCUCAUAUUCUCUCAGUUAUUUGUGUUUGUCCUGGGUUUUAAAAGAAAAAUGAAAAGAAUAGCUUGGAGCUGCCACGUUUUCCUGUCUGUCUCCAUAUCACACAAAGACGGAUACAUUCUUAGGGAAGUGCCUAGUCGUUCCGUUUGUGGCAUCUAGUGUGCGGCCAAUACUCAUCUGAGCCUCUUUGCCGCAUAAAUAUAGUUUGUCUACCAGCUGUGGCUCCAGGUGACAUCUGUACUGGCAUUAGAGUAGACUUACCGCACAUGUGCAGUUUUACCGUAUUGGAAGACGAGCAGAUCAACCUCAGAUUCUUAUUGGUCCAGAGGCAUGCUGCCUAUUAAUGAUCUUUAUUAUAUAAAAUGUGUUAUUUUGAAACGUCAGAGUUUACUAUCAGGAAUGUUUACAGUGUUUUAGAGUGUUCCUUGUCUGUUUAUCUAAAGGAUUAAUAACUGGGGCAUUUUUGGUUAUUUAAUAAACAAUAAAGCACAGUAGUUUUA